Molecule: messenger RNA, 436 nt
Organism: Impatiens glandulifera
Lineage: Eukaryota; Viridiplantae; Streptophyta; Magnoliopsida; Ericales; Balsaminaceae
Exons: 6
Biological process (GO): N-terminal peptidyl-methionine acetylation
Cellular component (GO): cytoplasm
Molecular function (GO): protein-N-terminal amino-acid acetyltransferase activity
Source: RefSeq, a predicted model, not a curated record
CAAGCUUCAGAGUGAUGCCCUAAGAGAAGCUAUUACUGGAUAUCAAUUGAUGCUAAGGAGAAGAAGCGCAACUGCAAUCUUGAGAGUGAAAUCAUAUGAAACAAAGCAGUAUAAGAAGGGUUUGAAGGCAGCAGAUGCCAUAUUGAAGAAGUUUCCAAACCAUGGAGAGGCAAUCAGCGCAUCUAUUUCUGCCUCAUUCUUCUACUCGUUCAAAUUUUUGAAUCCUUCAAUCAAUCACAAAAAUUACCCACGGCACUUCCUAAUCAACAAACUGUCGACUAUCCGAGCUUCAAGCUUGUCAUCGUCGGCGAUGGCGGCACAGGUAAAACAACUUUUGUUAAACGCCAUCUCACUGGAGAAUUCGAGAAGAAAUACGAACCGACUAUUGGUGUGGAAGUUCAUCCAUUGGAUUUCACCACGAAUUUUGGCAAGAUAA